AUGCCCGAUCCGUUCGAGCGCUGCGCGCCGUUCCAACCCUCCUCGUGCCUGUGCAGUGAGUUGCGGCUCAAUACAUCGUCCAAGGUCCCGCUUCCCGCCUGCCGCCCAACCGUAGCCUGCGGCCGAGCAGCAAGCAAGAGGUCCGUCUUUGGUGCCGCCGGCGCCGCUGGCAAUGCAACGAUUGCGAUCCUGUACGGCUUCCAGCGGGAGAGGACGCGCAACAGCUUCACGCGCGCGCCACUCGCAUCCUACCUCAAAGACAUGACUCUGAUCAUGCGCCUCGUCCUCAGCCUGCGAGCUGUGGACACGGCACUGCCGAUCCAACUGCUGGUCUCGGGAGAGCGGCACCGUCGCUUCGAGGCGAGGCUCGCGGCGCGCGGAGUGAAAAUUCGCGGCGUGAGCUCGCCCGCGCUACCCCGCUGGGCAAACGCCUGGCACUCUGGUAGCUUCAGCAAGCUUGCGGCGCUGGGCCUGUUGGGCUAUGACCGUGUCAUUGUCCUCGACGUGGACUGUGUCGUGCUGCGGAACAUCGACCACUUGGCCUUCGCGCCCGCACCUGGCUUUGUGUAUCGUCGCAAGCUCCGCGAGAAGUGCACAUCGCGCGCCGGGCUCAAGUGGGAGCUCAGCUCUGGUGUGAUGGUGCUGCAGCCGGGCGCCACCGAGAGCAACCGUAUGCUGCGGCUGAUGCGCCAAAGGGCGGAGCAGAGGCACAUUGUCGGCGACGGGGGUGACCAGUCCAUCUGGCGCAUCUUUUGGAGCCGCGUGUUCGAGCUGCCCGCGGCGUACAACGCGUACAAGACGGACGCGGUGCCCUCUUGGAGGCGCGUGAAGGGAGCAGAAUCGCACGACAUCUUUGUGCUGCACGACAUCUGGCCCGUCCGCUGGUGGGCCGGCUGGAGGGCAAAGGCUGGCGCAGAGCUCUUCGACCAGCUGCGGUCGCUCUCUCGGCAGGCGGCGGGCGAGUGGAAUAUGAUGGAGCCUCGGCGGGUGUGCUACCGCAAGGACGUGAUCAACGUGUGCGAGUUUGAGGACCAGUGGCAGGGCGAGGGCAUGGCCAUGGGCGAGGGAUAG
This is a messenger RNA of Emiliania huxleyi CCMP1516, 1071 nucleotides long. RefSeq lists its product as hypothetical. The coding region runs from base 1 to 1071 and encodes 356 amino acids. NCBI's taxonomy places the organism in Eukaryota, Haptophyta, Isochrysidales, Noelaerhabdaceae. The record is from RefSeq and is a predicted model, not a curated record. The transcript has 7 exons. Gene Ontology annotation, molecular function: glycosyltransferase activity.